UGACUUUGUGCUUCAAGGGGCAGCACUGAUUUCGUUUACUGAAGUGUUGGAUGGCUGCUUCGGGUGUCUUCAGAGGUGACUUCCAGUUAGAAAUGAAACUACUGUGAAUCAAAGAAGGCAUGAAGGUUCAGAAAAUACUCAUCUUUCUGUUUCAUUUGUAUGCUGUAGUUUCAGGUCUUGAAGAGGUAACAGGGCGAUUUUUCGAAGAUUGUAUCCUUCCUUGCUCUUUUGCACGUGCUGAAGGUGAAGUAAUUUACUGGAAGAAAGGGAACAAAAAUGUGCACAGCUACUACUAUGGGAAGGAUCAGCUAGAACGUCAAGACUCUGAAUACAAGGGGAGAACAUCCCUUUUUCAUGAGCAAAUUCCCAAUGGAAAUGCCUCCUUAAAACUGAGUAAACUGAGCCUGAGUGAUGACGGCUCCUACAGCUGCUAUGUGGGGACAAAUCAAGAUAAAACAGAUGUGAAAGUCAGGCUGCACGUAACAGUUUCCCCAUCUUAUGCAAUGGAAUAUGAAAAACGAGACACAGAGAGACUGUUGAAAUGUCUUGCCUUUCAUAUUUAUCCCGAGCCAAACAUAACGUGGUCAAAUGAUAAUACAUCUGUGCAAAACACACAAAUGGAAGUAACCCAAGAUGGCCCUCUCUAUUCAGUUAGAAGUGAGAAGAACAUUGCAAACAAAGUUUCUUCUUACCAGUGUCAUGUUCAAUUUCACAACCAAAACUGGACUGCUGAAUGGAAAGUGGAAGAUCAGAUUUUUAAAAAGGAAGGAGAUACCGUUUCAAUCCCAUGUGAAUUUAUGGCUCAAGGAUCUCCAUAUACUAAAGACUUCAUAGUUACUUGGACAAUAAUCAGAAAUGCAUCUACCUUGGUUCUGGCAUCCUCUGCUAACUCAUCACAACCCCCUGAACAGUUUAAAACUCGAUUCUCUUGGGAGAAAAUCAAUGAACAGGACUACUCAGUAAUCAUAAGGGAUCUUACUCUGGCAGACAGUGGAGAAUACAUGUGCAAUAUUUCAACACCACACUAUACACAACUCACUGUAAGAAUUUUGCAAGUUGAAAAAUCCUCACAUUACUACUGGAUAGCUAUAGUGCUGCUGAUCCUUAUCAUUGCCUUUGUAUGCUGGGCUGUGAAGCGGAGAAGAACGGUGUGCAGAAGAUCGGGGGGGAGCCUAUAAGAGAGCAAAGAUUAAAUGGCUGCAUAUGGACAGUUUACAGUGUAAUGAAGGAGAAGAUUUUGCAACAUAUGCUCAGAGUCUUGAGCAGUAUUUUUAUGCACAUGCUAUUUCUUAACAUUGUUUGUGUAAAACCACUUUUGUAACGCUUAAAAGUUUUCCUCAAGAACCUGAUGAACUGGAAUAUAAGGACAUAAAAGAGAUUCUAAGAAGCAUUUUGAGCCUCUCAAUGUUUUUAAUAAAAGGAUAUGUUUCACUUCAGAAACCAGAUAGAAGGGGAAAGUAUCUCUGAAUUUUUGGCAACCCUGAAAAAAACUGUCCACUACUCAUUGUUUUGGUAAUGUUCUGAAGGAGCUCUCAGAUGAGUCUGAAUUAAGAGAGGUUGUUGGAUGUUGUGUGUCACAAGGAACUGCCACUAGAUGAAGACUGCUCUAUUUGAAUCCACACAAAAAAGUGCACCGAAAUUUGAAAAUAAAUUGGCCUCAUCAUGCCAGGCUGGAAACAUGGCCUCAGCAGUGGAUUAAAGAAACACCACCACCAGUUCAAACCUCUCACAGGAGCCAAACAGAACAGAGGGAACCCUAUUUCUGCUGUUUAGUGACACCACACCUGCAGGAGCAGCAUUUCCUUAAUAAGCUGCAGAGCAAGAAGUGUUUGAAGAAGGGACAUGCCAAUGGGCAGGCCACAGUGCACCAGACCCAAAAGGAAGCCACCAGUGUCUACAUGUAGGAGCUACCAUCCUAGUUAGGUGCCUGUCAGCUUCGAAUGAAAGGAUGCGUGAGCUAUACCAUUUCACAGAACUGUAUGCGGUGGGAAAGGACAGACAUAUUAUCCCCUAUAUUAUGUUAAUGUAAAGGUAAAUGACGUGAUAUACAGGAGUGGCCAUGUCUGUGAUCUCUGGGGGUGGGAAGGUGGUUAGCAAAAAAAAAAAAAAAAAUUCCUGGGUUAAGAGCAAGAGAAACUAAUGUGCUUUGAUAGCUUUACAAUUAGGGGCAGAAAGGAGUGUUAGGCAGCCUCCCUGUCACUGUAGUUUAGAUAGAUAUCUGUUCACCAUUAGAGUUAAUAGUGAGUGAAGGAAAUGCCCCCUCCCCACCCCCCCAUUGAUGGGCAUAAACUGGCUAUACAGAUUUAAAUUGGAUUGGAGUGUGAUGCACCACAUGCCAGAAAGAGUGAGGGAACUGAAAAAUACAAAGCUGUGGGCUCAGAAAGAGGCAUAACCGUGAGGCUGGUUGUGACAAGGCCUACGUUUCUGAAUGUUAGACAUGUGCCAUAUGCCCUGUGCAGGAGCCUGUGGAGAAACAAACAGUGACAAGCCCCCAACAUAAACUUCCCAGUUUUUUAUGCCAAGGGCAGUGAUGGUACAAAAUUACAGGGGAGGGAUGAAGUGAGGGGGAAAACGUGGUAAAGAAGAUAUUGGACCUAAUGGCACAUUUACUCGAGAUAAUGAAGAGGUACAUUGACUAACUCAGUAUGAUUACAGAAUGUGGCCCCUGAAGCAAGAAGAGAUUGUUUGGGUUUUUGUUGGCUGGAAGAGGAAGAAUUGGUGCUGGAAGAUGGUGGCCAAAAGAGGAAAAGUGCUCCUGCUGGCACGAGGACAAAGUUUGGAUGGCCCUUUCUUUCCCUGACAGGUACCACUGGCCACAGCCUGCAGCAAAAUGGCAGACCCUGCUGUAAGGUUAAACUUGUAAUUUGGUUUUUAUGGUUGUGUUUAUUAAUUAAGGAAUUUACAGGGGAGGACUGUGGUGUUUUGAGGACUGUGUUGGAAUUGCAAACUAUUGGUUUAAGAGCAGGGUGAGGGUGAUGCUCUUGUCCUGCCUUACCGUAUAAGGGGGCUCUGUAGCAAAGCAUGAGAGUGGCUUGGAGUCACUUUGAAAAGAGCUAGCUUAAAGCAAGGUGGGGAGAGUUGGGCCUCCCUGCUUUAGGGAGCAGCCUGUUUUCCUUCCUCUCAGUGUUUGGGUUUUUGUGUUGUCGUUCAGGGUUCUACAAAACACUGUUAUGCUGCAACCUUUCAGCAACAGGAUCUGUGUGUUUUAGCUACUUCCCUGUGCGUAGGCUGUGCACAUAACAGAAAUCAGGCUUGGAUUUCUGAGCAAGAAAACUGUCUGCUGCUGUUUGCUCCUACUAUAUUCAGGGAAACAGGACGUUGGACCACACUGCUUAGAAUUCAGAAUGAUAGCACAUAAACUGCAAACCAACCCUAGUAUCAAUAGCAGUGUGGCUGUGGAAGCAGCGGAGUAGAAACACUCCUGAAAUUGAAGGGUACAUGCUCAGCUGUCCACUCUACCCCAGCUACACUGCUAUUUAUAGUGGCACUAGCUCUCUUUUAAGCUACUGCAAGGAUGUAUAUGUGAGCAGGGGAAUCACACCCCUAACUUGUAGUGUAGAUUAGCCAGAGAAAGAGAAAACAGGCGGCUUGCCGAGGGCAGGUCUACACUUAAAACGGUGCAGCUGCACCGCUGUAGUGCUUUAGUGAAGAGAGUUCUUCUGUUGGUGUAGUUAAUCCACUUUCCCGAGAGGGCAGUAGCUAUGUUGGUGAGAGAAGCCCUCUCGCUGACCGAAUGCUGUCUACAAUGGCACUAUGUCGCUAACGUAGUUCUACCAAAGUAAUUCUGCAGUGUAGACCCGACCUUGCUUUAAGGUGGUGCUUUCCAGACUGCCUGUGGGAAGGUUGCCAUGCAUUGCUAAAGAGCCCCUUAGCCUGUAAACAGGACAAGGGAACCACUCAGCCCUAUCCCCCACGCUCCCACUUUUACACUGAUCGUUUACAAUUCGAACACUGUCAUCAAUAUAACCCUGUCAGGCCUGUGCCCCAAAGAAGGUCUCUUUCUUAGCUUCCUCCCAGGGCCACGUUCACUGCUUCAUUCACUUUCUGGGCCAAUCUGCUUCUGACACACACAGACACACUGGCAGCUCCAUCACUCAAUCCCCUGAUUUUUGUAAUCAGUCCCAGGGGAACCCCUCUUGUUCUGCCUGAGUUACUUCUUUCUCAGGCCUUCCCAUGAAGUCUAAUGCCUUGGGAGGUGGCUUGUAUUGUUUCAGCUCUCCCUAAACCAAGGGACAUUUAAUUGUUCCCUCAUUUAAUGGGGAGGUGGGUGGACGAGAAGACCCCAGAGUGUUUCUCCAUCCUUGUCAUCUAUGAUUUUACUGCACUUGGCUAAUAACAGUGGAGAAUGCUUGCUUCUUCAAUGAGACCUAUAUGGGCAUUUUUGUUGUCGUUCCCAUGCCAAUUGACUAAUUUUAUAUAUCACGAAGUGUGGUAAACAUUGUAUUUGUUUUGACUUUCAGGACACAAAUAAUCAAGGAAAGAGUCUCUUGGAAGACUGUGAAAAGCAAACUUGCUCAGGAGAGGCAGAAUAGUUGUCUGAGGUUUCAAAUAAAUAGAAACUUAGAACCAAGGCAAAUUCUUUGCAUUCACUUUUAGGUACGAUGUGUACAGUUGCACUAGGAAACAAAAACAAGGAAACACUUUAGCUGCACUGAACUAUUAGCAACAGAACAAAACAUAAAAAGAUGGUUGAAAAGAGAGGAGUAGCUUGUGAGUGUUUUCAUACAGACUCACUCUGGCAUGCAGAAAAUGUGACUGAAGUAGGUGUACUCAAAAACUGGCGCAGUUCUCAGGAAAAAUGUUUGUCCAUGCAGCAAAACAGCAAGAGAAGGCUCAGUGUCAUGGUACACUGUAUAUUUGUAAAUACUGACAUUAACUAAGCCCCUUGUGGUAAAUCUGUCUUAAAAAUAGUUGUUAAUUAGUGCUAAUUAAAUGUACUAGGACUGACAGCUUUGAAGACAUCUACAAUUGUAUAGUUUAGGUAUGCAAAGAAUGACCAUUAAUUUUCUGAAGACCUACUAAAUACAGCCAUACAUUUACACCUUACCUAUUACUGGCUUAAAAAAGCCCAAAGAGGUGAUGGAGAGACAAAUUAUCUGACCUAGUCUCCCUGAAAAGGGGUAUAGGCAUCUCCUCAGUCACUGAAAAUCCUUACCUGUAUACUGAAUUAAUAAUACUUUUGAUGUUUUUAAGGGUGUACAGGUGGGGUCCUGUUUGUGAUGCCUGUGACACAGAAAUGGGAAACUAUUGUCUUGAAAUUAAGAGAGCCCACAUUUUUAAGUCAGUUGUUGGCACCAGCACCAUGUUGCCUUUACCAGCACCAUUUUUUUAACACAUUAGCAUUUUGUAACUGAUGUUGGUGACCCUGUAUAUUAUUGUAAUUCUGCACAAAUCCAGAGCUAGGAGAGGCUGGAAAUCAUGACUUUUGCACAUUUGAUAAGGUACACUUUCCAGUGUUGGAGGCUAGGCUUGUUUCAGUUUAUUUAAUUUCUUGGGAAUCUACCAGUAGUAGGAACUCAUUUGUACAUAAUACUGCCAGUAAUAUCUUGUCAUGAAAAAGUCAGAGGUUCCGUGCCUGGCACGUAUAUAAUAGUGUAACAUCAGAACCAGGUUUAACCCAACAUACCACUUUCCUGAAAGGCUUUUUGAACCCUGUUAAUAUUUAAAUGAAAAACACACUCUGAGGAUUGCCCCAUAUGCAUCAGCACACACAAAGGAAAGUUUUCUGACAUGCAGGGCUGCCUGAGUGAAUAUGGGAAGCAAAAGUAAAUUAUAACCUGGUAAAGGAAAACAUUAAUGGAAACCUAGAAUUGGGUUUAAAGUCGAAACCUUAAAAAAAGCCACAAAUAAAAUUUGGUAUAUUACCCUAACUGAGGAAUUAAAACCCAAUUUUUUAAUUUUAGAUUUUUCUGUCUGCCAGCUAAUUUUCAAUGCACAGA
Caretta caretta (loggerhead turtle) is the source of this 5939-nucleotide messenger RNA. RefSeq names its product HHLA2 member of B7 family (gene HHLA2). Gene Ontology annotation, biological process: regulation of cytokine production; T cell receptor signaling pathway. The record is from RefSeq and is a predicted model, not a curated record. Gene Ontology annotation, cellular component: external side of plasma membrane. Gene Ontology annotation, molecular function: signaling receptor binding. NCBI's taxonomy places the organism in Eukaryota, Metazoa, Chordata, Testudines, Cheloniidae.